AAACCCUAGGGUUUACCCUAACUGGACUAAACCCAACUUUUCUCCCAAAUCUCAGAAAACCCAUUACCCUUUCUUCUUCUCUCUCUCACUACCGGAGGCCCAUCUCUCUCUCCGCCUCACUCUCUCUCUCUGCGAGCUUCCUUCUUCUCUCUCUGUUUUUUUUUUUCUUGCUAUUCUCCAUUUCUGUUCACUUUUGAGCUCGUUUUGCGGCAAUGGAGUUGGACGGUGUUGGCCUCGUGGAGAGAACCAUGUGGGUGCGCUCUGUUUUGGAAGCUAUGGCGGUGGAGACUGCUCUUGCCACUGCAAACUCCUUUGCUUGCCUUCUGGCGGCGGCAGGAGCUAUGUUAAAUGUUGCCAAUGCUACACCAGGAUUGGCUGCAAUUGAGGAAAGGUUUCCUUUCUCUGAACUUCACAAAAAGAAAAGCCCUGAUCAGGAAAACAAAGAUGGCAGUGAAACAGAGGAUGAUGAAGACGAUGACGAUGAAGAUGAUGCAAAUGAUCAGGAUGAUGAUGACGACGACGAAGAUUUCUCCGGAGGUGAAGAAGCGGAUGACGGUGAUCCAGAGGAUGAUCCUGAAGCAAAUGGUGAUGGAAGAGCUGGAGGGGACGAGGAAGAUGAUGACGACGACGACGAUAAUGGAGAUGAUGAUGACGAAGAUGAGGACGAGGAUGACGAUGAAGACGACGAAGACGAUGAGGAGGAAACACCUCAGCCACCAGCCAAGAAGAGGAAGUGAGAAUAUCGAUUGGCCCUCCACAUUGUCGAGUUUCGAGUAGCGAGGAAAGUUGAGUUAGUGUUAGCCUUUGCUUUAGGGGUAGGAACAUUGUCUGGCCUUGUUGGUUAUGAACUUCUAAUCUUAUGUUUGUGAUGUUGUGGAUCCAUAUUAUAUAUAACAAUUUCUUUUGCGAAAAUAGUUAUUACUCUUAUGUUGUCAGAA
Benincasa hispida (wax gourd) is the source of this 938-nucleotide messenger RNA. RefSeq lists its product as uncharacterized. The record is from RefSeq and is a predicted model, not a curated record. NCBI's taxonomy places the organism in Eukaryota, Viridiplantae, Streptophyta, Magnoliopsida, Cucurbitales, Cucurbitaceae.